CCCGAGUGUGUUGCCCUGCAUGCUGUACAUGCCCUCCUGGGCGUCCUCCUCAAUGUCACCUCAUCAUGGCGGCGGUGGAUAACGACGCGGCCGAGGCAGUGUUGCCGUCGUGCACCGGCUGCCGCAGGCGGAAGCUGAGGUGCUCCCGCCAGACGCCUGUGUGCUCCAACUGCGAGCGUCUUCAGGUUGCCUGCUCCUACGAUGGCCAAAGGAACAAGCCGGGGCUCAAAGGUGGUGUCGUCGACAGUCUUAGCCAACGUCUUGCGCAGGUCGAGAAAGCAGUCUUUGGCCAGACCCAGGCUACCCACGCUGCUGGCCACGAAGAUGUAACGCCACGCGGCUCUCUACAGGCUUCGCUCUUGCCUUCCGACAGCAUUGGUGCCCUUGCCAGCGCUUGCUCGAACCUGGCCGCGGAGCUAAGACACCUCGGCCGCGCUCGCCAAGAUGGCGCGUCGAGGUCCCAGGACAGAUUCGAAAGUCCCGGGACUUCUGAGGGUCAAGCACAGAACAGCUCGCGCAAACGUCCAAGGUCCGAUAAUGACCCCGACAGCUUCACAGCCAAACAUCGGCAACCACAGUCGUCUAUAAGCUACCUGGAGCAGCUGUUCACUGUAGAAGGCUUCCCACCAUUUCCCGAGCAUGUACUUGUCGACUUAAUGCGAGACAUGGUCGACGCGUACUUUGUACGCAUCCACAUAUGGGUGCCAAUGCUCCACGAGCUGGCCAUUCGCUCUGCUCUAGAUGAUUCAGCAAGGCGUGAGACACUCAUGAUUGUCUUGCGCGCCAUGACGAUGGCCUCGCUACGAUUCCUAUCCAUAGGAGGAUGUCGCCCCAGCACAGAAUAUGUCGAUGCACUGGUGAAGAAACUCAAGCGCGAAGUACUGCUGGCAGCCAUGGCUGGUCUCCAAAUUGAGAAUGUACAGGCAUUGAUCAUCUUAGCAUUCAUGGAGAUUGGCGAUGGGAAUAUGGCCGCUGCAUGGCCACUGAUAGGGUCGUUGACCAGAACCGUCGAGUACUUGGGACUUUCCGUCGAAAACGACGACCGCGCUGCCCGUCCUGCAUUGGUACCGACCGUAGCAGCUUUGCCUGCGACCGAGAAUUGGCUAGAUGAAGAAGAAAGGCGAAGAGUAUUCUGGAAUGUCUUCAUCCUGGACAGAUGGAAUACGAGUCUGACUGCUUCCGACGUGUCCCGCCGUCUUCCAGUUGAUGGCGGGAACUGGUUUCACAACAAGCCCGCUGAGACGCCGUACUUCGGCAUCUGGGACCGCUCGACGGCCACGAUCAGAACGCCGACGGCUCCUCUUCCGACUCACUACGAGAGCUCGGGUCGUAAAACUAGGUCCACCGCAGUCAGGCGGCUUGCUUUGAUGGAGUCUCGGCGGUGGGAUGGUCACGGUGGUGACAGCAUGACUAACGUUGGCGCUUUCGGGUAUUACAUCGAGUCCAUCGAGUCUCUGAGCCAGGUCACGUCAGGUUUUCUUCAGGAGAGCAUCGGUUCGCGCAAUCCGAGCGAGCUUUCCAGCUGGUUGACCCGUUUCAAGGAAAUCGACCUUCGACUAGUACAAUGGAAGAUGCAUCUGCCCAAUCAGUGGAAAGAUUCUGGGAUGUCCCGAGGGAACAUGCCUGGUGUCAUGGAUCCCAACAUGACCAUCGCGAACGCCAACCACAACAUAUCUAUGAUCCUGCUUCACCAAAUGAUCGCAUAUCCCAGCGCUGACGUGCGCUAUCUGCGUCUCCCGAGCCAGCUCAGUGCAGAGACUUGCCUGGAUGCGGCGCUCGAGACAACCUCAAUCAUUCAGCAAUAUCUGCGCGGGCUGGGGCCCAACCGACCAGUGUCACCGCAGAUGGGUAUCUGCGCGUUCGUGAGCGCGAAACUUCUUUUAGUCCACCAUCAGUACUACAAGACACGGCUCCAAGACCAGUUUAUGCUGAUUGUGGAGGGGCUGGAACUGAUGCACCGCCACUGGAGGGCCAUGUUCGACGAGGCUGCAGGCGAGCUACAUGACCAAAGACCACAGCCGUCCUUUUUCUCACAGCUGGCACAGCAGCUGCUCGUACUACAAAGGGACAUGUACAACAAUCCUGACCGCCAGCUGAGCAUGACAGGGUCCAGCGCCGAGCUCACACCUUCUGUAUUGCCGCAGCCGCCACAUCUGGUACCCACGCUUGGCCAACAAGCGCAGGAGCAGGAUCCCUCAAACUCACAAGAACCGUUUCGCUCUGAGGCUCCAAAGGCUGGUCAGGUUGCGAAUGAUAAACCAAUUGCGAAUAAUGGUGUUGAGCAAGAGCCGCAUAACGUUGCCCAAUUCUCGGCCUUUUCCGACAUGCUGAUGGACAAUGACUUUUUGGACAUGGACAGAAUCAUUAGUUUUGAGGACAUGAUGUACCCAGCCAAUCUCGGUAACAUUUAG
This is a messenger RNA of Microdochium trichocladiopsis, 2411 nucleotides long. RefSeq lists its product as uncharacterized. The transcript has 7 exons. The record is from RefSeq and is a predicted model, not a curated record. Gene Ontology annotation, biological process: DNA-templated transcription; regulation of DNA-templated transcription. Gene Ontology annotation, molecular function: DNA binding; zinc ion binding; DNA-binding transcription factor activity, RNA polymerase II-specific. NCBI's taxonomy places the organism in Eukaryota, Fungi, Ascomycota, Sordariomycetes, Xylariales, Microdochiaceae. Gene Ontology annotation, cellular component: nucleus. Bases 66 to 2411 code for a protein of 781 amino acids.